Messenger RNA from Pseudophryne corroboree (corroboree frog), 4074 nucleotides. RefSeq names its product serine-rich adhesin for platelets-like. Lineage: Eukaryota; Metazoa; Chordata; Amphibia; Anura; Myobatrachidae. The record is from RefSeq and is a predicted model, not a curated record. Bases 938 to 3979 code for a protein of 1013 amino acids. The transcript has 8 exons.
CAUAGACAAAAUAAGGAGUCGCUUAUACAAGAUAUUCCAACCAGAUGGAAUUCGACUCUGGACAUGAUAAAAAGUGUCUGUAGAAAUGAACAGCCACUGAGGGAUGUCCUCACCACACACAACACCAAGGUUGCCAUGCCAACUACAGCUGAAAUGGACAAACUGCAGAGGUUGGAAACGCUACUGGAGCCCUGCAGGUAUGUGACUGAACUUCUGGGAGGAGAAAAGUAUGUUUCAUGCUCUGUGGUUCUGCCUGCUUUUUGCCAUCUCUCUCGGGUCAUGGAGAGUUCAGAUGAUGACCCAGCCUACGUGGUCAAAUUUAAGUCUACAUUCAGAACAGACCUGGAGACACGCAAAGAAAAUGCCAACAUUGCAUAUCUGAAGAUUGCUACCGCAUUGGACCCUAGAUUCAAGGACCUCAAGUGUAUACCCAGAGCUGAGAGGGGUGAGGUGUGGGCCUUAGUCACCAACUUACUAAAGGAACAGAGGUUUGUUGCAGAGAAACCUGUGGAAGCAACAACAUCAGAGCCACCAAAUAAAAAGUUAGCCCUAUUGGCUGCUUCAUCAGAGUCUGAUUCUGAGCAGGAGGAAGAUUCAGUUGAGAACAGUGUGCGUCGAUUCAGAGCGGAGCCCACCAUCAGUACAGAGUCCUGUCCAUUAGAGUGGUGGUCCAAACAUGCAGGCUCACACAGCAGGCUGGCCUCCAUUGCACAAAAGUACUUGGCCACACCUGCAACAUCAGUACCCUGUGAAAGGUUGUUUUCUCUUGCUGGUCAUAUUGUACAGAAGAAGAGAGUUUCUUUAUCAUCUGAAAAUGUAAAUAACCUUGUGUGUCUUAGCAACUGGCUUGGUGCAGAGCAGUAAAUAGGUUACACACCUAAAAUAUAUCUGUCCAAUCUGGUGGGAACAAAAAUCUGGAUUGUCUUAGUUUUAAAAAAUGGCAGAGGGUGGUAGCAGAAAACGAACCUCACUUACUCAAGAUGAAGCUGAAACAUCUCACAGUCAGAAGAGUCACAGUGAUGCUUCUCAUGAUGAAUAUGAAUCUCCUGAUGAAGGAAGCAUCCACAGGGCCCCAAAGUUCACAGAUGAUGAAACAGACACCCUCAUUGACCAAGUUAUUCAUCAUACAUGUCAGCUAUUUGGUCCCGAAGCUUUUAAUGUACACCAGAAAUUUAAAAAUAAUACUUGGGAAGAAAUAGCAAAAUCUGUGUCUACAGCUCGAGAUAUACAUCGAACUCCUGAAAGCUGCAAAAAGAGACUACGUGACUGUAAGAGGAAGACAAAUCAUAAAAUAAAGUGUAGAAGAAAACUCCAAAAGGUUUGGGAGAAAAAACUAGAAGAGCACUUUAGAAUGGUACAAGAUGACGAGAGGCCACCCACUGGUUCCCAGGAACUUAAGGUUGCUCAAGAAAAAAAUCAAAAGAAAACACAUAAGAAAAAGCAGAAGAAUUUGGAAGAGCAACAGUCUGGUUCCUUUACAACAAUUUCAAGGAAAGUUUCUUUUUCUGAAACAAAAACAGUUAUGACAGACAAUUUUCCUCCAACUGCGGAUGAACCAUCAGUGAUGCCACAUAUUUUAACAUUGGACAAUCCUUCCAUGGUGGACGAACCAUCAAUGCUGCAUCAUGAUGCAACAGCGGACCAUGCUACCAUGUUGGACCAACCAUCAAUGCUGCAACAUACUUCGACAGUGGAUGAUACUUCCUUUGUGGCCGAACCAUCAAUGCUGAAACAUUCGGCAAGAGUGGAUGAUCAUUCCACGGCGGACCAAACAUCAAUGAUGCAAGAAUAUUCUUCUGUGGUUCAAAGUUCCACUACGGUAGAGACUUCCACGGUAAAUGAAACAUCCAUGAGGCAAGAACAAUCAACAAUGGAUGAUCCUUUCAUGGAGGAAGAAAAUUCAACCAUGCUAAACCCUUUAAUGUUAGAUAAAGCCAUAGAAAGCAACAUGGUGACUGCCACACAGACACAGGAUAACAUUAAUGAGGAGCCUGUAUUGCACAGCCAGAAAAGUAAUAUUGAUACAGAAGAUACCAACCAGGUGGAAUUGAAUGCAGAGACUGCACAUUCUAGUGUAAUUGACCAUGGUCUUCAAGACCAAUUCCUGGACUCUACAAAUCAAGAACUUUUUAUACACACAGAAUGUGACGUUAGCAGAUCACAAACCAUUAGCCAACAGGAUUCUUUAAAGGAAACCAUGCAGCUAAUUGAGAGGAAUAGAAAUGAAGAAAUGAAAAAAAUUGAACAUCAAAUAAAUCAGCUGAAUAAUAAUAUACAGAUUCUCAACACAACACAAAGACAACAGAAUCAAGCACUUGUCACUCUUGCAAAUUUUUACGAUCAUCUUGUUUCAUCACAGAAUGUGGCAGCAAUCAACUACCAACAGAUGCAGCACAGUAUAAAUCAAAUGCUAGCAUGGCAGUAUGAGACUAUUACCAUCACACGCAUGAUUUCCACUUUCAUGCAACUGUUGACAGAAGAAAGACAAAGAAUGUCCAGAUCAGAUAAUCCUUCUUGUAUAUCCAAUGCUACAGCAGGAACCUUUGUAUCCAGCUGUACACGUGGAGACUAUGUAACAAGCUCUACACACAGAGAGUAUGCAACGAGCGCUGCACCUGGAACCUAUCUAUACACCACUUUACCAGGAGAAUCUGUAUCCACCCCUGCAGCAGGAACAGAUGUAUCCACCACUUUACCAGGACCCUAUGUAUCCACCACUGCAACAGUAACCUAUGUAUCCACCACUUUACCAGUAUACUCUGUAUCCACUGCUGCAGCAAGUACCAAUGUUUCCACCACUUUAACAGGACCAUAUGCAUCCUACACUUUACCAGGACCCUAUGUAUCCACCACUGCAGCAGGACCCUAUCUAUCCACUACUUUAACAGGACCCUAUGUAUCCUCGACAUUAUCAGAACCCUAUGUAUCCAUCCCUGCACCAAGACCCUAUGUAUCCACUACUUUAACAGGACCCUAUGUAUCCUCGACAUUAUCAGGACCCUAUGUAUCCAUACGUGAAACAGGACCCUGUGUAUCCUCCACUUUUGCAGGACCCUAUGCAUCCAUCCCUGCACCAAGACCCUAUGUAUCCACCACUGCAACAGAACCCUAUGUAUGCACGACUGUAACAGGACACUAUGUAUCCUCAACUUUAGCAGAACCCUAUGUAUCCAUCCCUGCAUCAAGACCCUAUGUAUCCACUACUUUUACAGGACCCUAUGUAUCCUCCACUUCAGCAGGACCCUAUGUAUCCACCACUGCAACAGAACCCUCUGUAUCCACGACUAUAACAGGACACUAUGUAUCCUCAAUUUUAGCAGAACCCUAUGUAUCCAUCCCUGCAUCAAGACCCUAUGUAUCCACUACUUUUACAGGACCCUAUGUAUCCUCCACUUCAGCAGGACCCUAUGUAUCCACCACUGCAACAGAACCCUCUGUAUCCACGACUGUAACAGGACACUAUGUAUCCUCAAUUUUAGCAGAACCCUAUGUAUCCAUCCCUGCAUCAAGACCCUAUGUAUCCACUACUUUUACAGGACCCUAUGUAUCCUCCACUUUAUCAGGACCCUAUGUAUACAACAACUUACAUGGAGACUAUGUAUCCACUGCUUAUAGAGGCCUCAAUGUAUCCACCACUGCACCAGGGCCCUAUUUAUUGAAGCCAAAACCAGGACACUCAGAAUCCACUACUGGACAAAUUGCCUCAGAAUCCACCGCUGACUCAGGACCCUCAGAAUCCACCGCUGCAACAGGAAAGUAUAAAUCCACCGCUGCACCUGUACCCUCUGAAUACAGCCCUGAAAACACAAAUUUGAGAAGCAUAGCUGUAGCAUCAGAAGUGCAUUCAAGAUUGCAAUUGGCUUAUCGACCUAGCUCAAGCUAUGAUGAGAAUAUGGAUCUUCGAGUCAGAUUAGAGCGUGCAAAUAUUCAAAUUCAACAUUGGAAGAGACAGGAAGCUAACGAUGAGGAUGAAGCUUAAAUAUUAAAGAUAUGUCACAAACGGUCUUGCGAGCCAGGGUGAAGGAACUGAAGACAGAGGGAUACAGAGUCAUCCAUGUGUCCUGUUUGAAAAGA